GCUGGUGUCGGAAAUGCACCGUUAACAUUGGAUGCCAAUCGCCGUUAAACCCCAUCGAAGAAGAAGAAGAAGAAGAAGAAGAGGCAGUAGCAAAUGUCUUUUCGUCACAAGUCUAGACGAACUGACGCUGACUAUAACGGAGAUGAAAAUAGGAAUAGGGGCCCUUUGAAGCGGUAUAACUACUGGAAACGUGUAGCUGAUGGCAGUAUGAGAUCAAAUGAGGACAUGGACUCCACCAGUGAUCUGAAGAAGAGUAAUGUCAACCACAGACGCACUGAUAUCAGACCUGUUAGUUGUACCACUCCUGAAAGUGAAGGUCCAGUUCCCAGAUGCAUGGACUGGGAGCGUGAAGUGGAGACUGACGAAAUGUGCUCAAGCGUCUGUUGUGACAUGCAACGUUACAGGAGGAGGACACUGGCAACAGAGUUUGGUCCAAGGGAACAGAAGAAUUCUUCAGGGAGCUCAGAUUCCAGAGACUCUCCAGUCCCUGGUGAGGUCAUGGAGGAGGAUGAGGAAGUCCUGAUGAGGAGGCAGAAACAGAUCACAUAUGGGAAGAACACACUCGCCUACGACAGAUAUAUAAAGGAAGUACCCAAGCACUUGAGGCAGCCAGGAGUUCAUCCUAAAACUCCUAACAAGUUUAAGAAAUACAGCCGGCGCUCAUGGGACCAGCAGAUUAAAUUGUGGAAGGUGAAGAUUCACGCGUGGGACCCCCCAGCCCAGGAGGGCAGUGAGCUGCAGGCCAUAUAUGAGGUUGACUUGGAUGAUGUCAUGGAUAUUGAGCUAGACUUCCCUGAGCUGGAUUCCGACUCAAGCGCACAGCCUCCUAAAGUCAGCAAGGCCUCUUCGUCUCAAGCAGACUCCUUCCAAGUAACUCCCUAGAUGAUGAAAAUGGAUACAUCAGUUGACCUUGAAAUGGCCUAAAUGUCCUUGGUGGUUGAGAGGAUAAUGUGGAAAGGCCUGGGGUAUUGAUUUCCCCCAGCACCAUGUUUGAAAUGGAUGCAUCCACCAGUGAUCACCUCUUUUUGGUGGAAUGCAGUUUCUGGUAGAGACAUGCCUCAGACCCAUUCUCAGCUGUCUUUUGACAGCUAUCACCCAGCAGGGCAAAAAUUAUUGAAUGCUUAAAAUACCAGGACAAAUUGAUGAUAGGUUGAAUUCAGUCAGUGACCUGAAUUGUGUAUCACAUUUUUUUGAAAUUGUGUUGUGAAUGCUUGCAUUGUAUUUUAUAGUUGAUUGCCUUGUAUGCUGUAUCUUUAUUGUGAGUAGAUGAAGUGUUUUUGUUCAAUUAUAUAUUUUUUAUAUAUAAACUUUGAAUACAA
This is a messenger RNA of Oncorhynchus mykiss (rainbow trout), 1319 nucleotides long. RefSeq names its product histone RNA hairpin-binding protein. Gene Ontology annotation, cellular component: histone pre-mRNA 3'end processing complex; cytoplasm. Gene Ontology annotation, biological process: mRNA transport; mRNA 3'-end processing by stem-loop binding and cleavage. The record is from RefSeq and is a predicted model, not a curated record. NCBI's taxonomy places the organism in Eukaryota, Metazoa, Chordata, Actinopteri, Salmoniformes, Salmonidae. Gene Ontology annotation, molecular function: mRNA binding; histone pre-mRNA stem-loop binding.